Molecule: messenger RNA, 447 nt
Organism: Ustilago hordei
Lineage: Eukaryota; Fungi; Basidiomycota; Ustilaginomycetes; Ustilaginales; Ustilaginaceae
Exons: 1
Coding region: 1-447 (148 amino acids)
Source: RefSeq, a predicted model, not a curated record
AUGAAGGAACUACUUAAGAAGCGUCGUCGUGUGAGGCUCUACACGCUCGAACCCAGAGCACUCGUUCAGCGCUUACCAAAGGUGGACGGUGUUGAAGUUGCGAAAUCCGUCGGAGGGCCACUCGAUCGAGAUCUUAUCUCCAUCAUGACGUAUAGAUACUCGUCUUUCUUUGUGAUUGGUGGGAACGGGAAGGUUCGGGACUUCGAUAGGAAGCCGGAAAGCAAUUCUUACACUUGGGCAGAUAAACUGGAGCCCAAGGUUCUGGAGGCGGUCAAAGCUGCCCACGGUGCUCCAGAGCCGACCGUUUCAAUUCUGGCUAGGCAAGUUGGGCCUGCAGAGGAUGCAGCCGUCGCCUCGAGUCGUUCGCUUAGUAGGAAGCUGACAGAAGGCGUUAAGAGCGUCCUCGAACGUGUCACUUCCACUCUAACGUCCUCUCGUGCCCGUUGA